Messenger RNA from Polyodon spathula (Mississippi paddlefish), 2769 nucleotides. Its product is annotated as circadian-associated transcriptional repressor. The record is from RefSeq and is a predicted model, not a curated record. Gene Ontology annotation, biological process: negative regulation of DNA-templated transcription; circadian regulation of gene expression. Gene Ontology annotation, molecular function: RNA polymerase II cis-regulatory region sequence-specific DNA binding. Gene Ontology annotation, cellular component: nucleus. The transcript is spliced from 6 exons. The coding region runs from base 540 to 1685 and encodes 381 amino acids. Lineage: Eukaryota; Metazoa; Chordata; Actinopteri; Acipenseriformes; Polyodontidae.
UCGCUCACAGGAUUGAUACAUGCACAACUGAAGUUUUGUAACCAUUUCAAACACAUGAGCCAACUUAGUUAUGGCAUGUGACACUGUUUAAGAUAAAGCGUCCAAUAAAAGGAAAACAAAAAAAAAAACCUUCAACUUCUACACGUCUCCCCUGUCUGCCUGUAACGUUGCAACUCAUCCCGGUCUGCACGUGUUUAUAAGUGAUUUACAUUAAAUUUAAAUAUGUAAGCAUGUGUAGCCUAUCGGCUGAAGCAGGUAUUUUUCCUGAUGUUUAUUGCUCAGUUUUCGUCUUGGAAGAGCCAAUCGCAAAGCUCGCCGAGUCUGUGCACGCCACCGGAGGCACGUUGCCUUGGGAGCCGCUGCACGGGGUUCUGUACGGGUCUACCUCACACAUCGUCGCUCGGGCUUGUGGAGCUGGGGUUUGGGAAAAUACCGGUGUGCAGAGUCCUGGGUUUACGAACAAAGGAGCUCGCCGUACACUCUAUUCUGCUAUAAGACGAUAGUAAUGAAUGCUUGUCGUACAGGACUAGUGGUGUAGGAUGUCGGCUUCCGAUUCGGACUGUUCCAUAGACUGGUUGGCCAGCGAUGAUGAUGAUGAUGACGACAGUGUUUUUGAGUCAGAAAGCGAUGGGCACUCGAGGACUUCCCCUGUGCCACACCACUCCUGCUGCUCCAGCGAGACUGCGUCCAAUUUAACUCGCACCUACCCUACGAGUGAGCAGAAACACAGCCUGGACAAGGAGCACUUCCAUUUACCUGGAGACUCUGAUCGGUGUAAUGAAGGAGUUCCCUCGAGCUGCAAUUCACCCCAUUCCAAAAGUGAUGUGUCCUGGAAAAGGAGGAGCGAUUCAGGACUGCAGGAAGCAGCCGUCUCCACGGUGUUGGUGAAUAUUGACCAAUCUGAAUGCUUGCAGAAUAAUAUGGCCAGACUGAAAAGGAAAAUGAGCACAAGGGAAUUGGAGCAGAGAGAAGGCGCACACACUGGGUACUCGAAUAAGGACGAGAUGUUUGCUCACAAGUGUUUGGAGCUGCAGUGUUAUAUCCAGCCACUGUCUUCAAUCUUGAUUGGCCUCCGAUCAGGGAGAUACAGCAAAGGUUUAAGCAGUUUCCAAGAGAGUGUUGCUAUGGACAGAAUCCAGAGAAUAAUGGGCGUUCUGCAGAACCCACACAUGGGUGAGCGGUACAUAAAGAUCCUUCUUCAGGUGGAGGUGAUGCUGAAGAAUUGGUUCCCUGCUGUCCAAGUCACAAAUGAUACAAAGGAUGAAACUACAAUCUCAAAAAAACUUAAGAUGUCUACUGAAACUGUGACGUCUGCAGCUGCAGUCAGCAUCCCAAAGGUAGACCCUGCACUUCCCAAUAUGCUUCCUUCAUGCAACAAAAUCCAUGGAAAUGGUGAACCAGCUGCAUUUUCAGCUGCAAACUUCGAAUGGCUCCAUACUUCACCUAUUUGUAGCUCGUCACUGCGGCUUGCACUAGGUAGACACAGAAGAACCCCUGGAGGCCAGGACGUUACGCAAGACAACAUGGUAUCCUCUAGCACAGACACAAGGACAAACCCCAGCCACUGCAGACCACCAACCGGCAAAAUGAAUGCUCCGUGUUUAGAGAGACUGUUGAAAUCCAGGGAUAGUAUUAUCAGUGACAAAGGCAAAAAGAGUACAACAGAAACAAGCAGCUGUUUGUAAGAAAAGUCCACUGUGUUUUUUUUUUUUUUUGGUGGGGGUGGGGGGGGGGCCCACUUGUCAAACAUUACAAAUACUGUCUAGAGCUGAAGGAUGUAAAGCAUUUGUAUGAGACAUCAGUGUUUGCACAACUGCUGUUUUGCAGUGUAAUAAAUUCCUAGCCUUUUGAAAAACCCUGAUGCAUUAUACAGGAUAGGUUGUCUUUUCAGGUACAAAGAUUGUCCUUCCAGUAUGGUACAUUAGGCUCUUUGCAUGAAUAUUUGUAGAAUCAACCAUUAAAUCUAUUAAGGGAAUGCAGUCUGAAUAAGAUGUGUGACGGGAACAUAGUUACUAAGGUAAUCAGAUACUAAAAAAAUGACAUGAUCAAUGUAGCAUAUCAUCCUAGAAUAUUCAUAGGGAGUGUUGAAUGUAAGAUUUAAAUGAGUAUGUCGUGAGUUAAUGAUGUGACUGCUACCAUGUAUUAAGACUUUAUAUGUAGUUCAAAUGUACAUAUACAACAUUACUACCUCAGCCUGGCACUAGUCAAGGCAAAAAGCAUUAACACCUACUCUAUGGCAAUUGUAAUGCGUUUUUUGCAGAACACAUAGUAAAAUAAUCAGUGUGAAGCUAUAAACAGCUUUUACUACUUACAUCAGUUGUACACAUAGUAAAAUAAGCAUGGAUAUGGUGAUUUUAAACCCUGCAUAGUGCCAUUGUGAAGAAUGUGAAAUACAGUAUAUGUUUUUAAAGUCUCUUGGUACUAGUUACCAGUUAAUAUGACCUGUUCAGGUUUAUCUGUAUACUGUAGCAAAUAGUAAUUAAAUGACUUAUCUUUGAGAGGACACCAUGAAAUACAUGUACCUCUGAAGGAUCUUUACAUCCUAGAACCUUCCUUUGGAAUUUGCCAUUUUCUGUAUUAAGUACAUAGUUCAACCCUGCCAACUGUACCAUGUCAUUAAGUGUAACAGUAGCAUUUAUGUUGGCACAGGUAGAGGAGUGGGAAAUAUUUGUAAACAUUACUAACCAUGCCCAGGUUGUUGAUUUACACUACAAAAGCGGCCUUUAAAGUGUGGUAUUUUAUACUUUGAAAUAAAUGUGGUUGUAUUAA